Cynoglossus semilaevis (tongue sole) is the source of this 2166-nucleotide messenger RNA. RefSeq names its product NIMA-related kinase 2 (gene nek2). The transcript has 9 exons. Bases 289 to 1611 code for a protein of 440 amino acids. The record is from RefSeq and is a predicted model, not a curated record. Gene Ontology annotation, molecular function: ATP binding; protein kinase activity. Gene Ontology annotation, biological process: protein phosphorylation. Lineage: Eukaryota; Metazoa; Chordata; Actinopteri; Pleuronectiformes; Cynoglossidae.
ACCCAGCCUUGUGCGAAGUUUUGACCAAUCGGCCGUGCGACUCCUUGCACAAAUUUUAACCGACAGGAACCGUUUGUUGUUAUGUUGAUGAUUCAGAGGGAAACCAAAUCAAAUAUUUUGUCUUUUAUUAAGAUCGUAUUUUGGAUUUCUGUCUCAGAAAACUUACAACUAAACUUCCCAAGGUUAUACAAUCAUUUACGUUGUCUGUUUUCACGUUAAUCGGUUAAAAAGCUGGUUUAACGGAAACGAACAGGUGUUUCCACUUUUGGGUCAGUUUAAACGGCCAGCAUGCCGUCCCGAGUAGAGGACUACGACGUGUUGUACACGAUAGGCUCGGGUUCUUAUGGAAAAUGUCAGAAAAUAAAGCGGAAGUCUGACGGAAAAGUUCUGGUGUGGAAGGAACUGGACUAUGGCACCAUGGAGGAGAGCGAGAAGCAGAUGCUGGUGUCGGAGGUGAACCUCCUGCGAGAGCUCAAGCACCCAAACAUAGUCAGAUAUUAUGACCGCAUAAUCGAUCGCACAAACACCAGGCUGUACAUAGUCAUGGAGUACUGCGAGGGUGGAGAUCUGUCCAGCCUCAUCAACCGCUGUAUCAAAGAGAGGCGUUACCUGGAGGAGACGUUCAUCCUGCGUGUCAUGACCCAGCUCACGUUUGCCUUGAAAGAAUGUCACAGACGCAGCGACGGCCGGGCCACGGUUCUCCACCGAGACCUGAAGCCGGCCAACAUAUUCCUGGAUGGCAAACAAAACAUAAAGCUUGGUGACUUUGGCCUGGCCAGGAUCCUGAAUCACGACACUAGUUUUGCUAAGACGUUUGUUGGGACUCCUUACUACAUGUCUCCUGAGCAAAUGAACCAGUUAUCAUACAAUGAGAAGUCGGACAUAUGGUCACUGGGAUGUUUGCUGUAUGAACUGUGUGCAUUAACUCCUCCCUUCACUGCCUACAACCAGAAGGAUCUGGCUGAGAGGAUCAGACAAGGAAAGUUCCGGAGAAUCCCCUACAGAUACUCUGAGAAACUCAGCAGCUUGAUAAGCAAAAUGCUCAACCUAAAGGACUAUCUGAGGCCCUCUGUGGAGUCCAUCCUCCAGAGCAGCCUGUUGGCCAGCGCCGUGGCCGAGGAGCAGAGCAGAACAGAAGUGCGGCUCCGGAAGAGAUCAGUGGACUCGGACUGCCCGCUUCAGAAGCCGGCUGAACCGGCUCAGGCACCGACCUCCGCCGCUGAGCUCAAGAUGAAGGAGCAGGCGCUGAGGGAUAGAGAGAAGUCUCUGAAAGAGCGGGAGGAGAGGCUGGAGCAGAGAGAACAGGAGCUGUGUGCUCGUGAACGACUGUCCCACGAGAGGCUCGCACGGGCUGAGACUUUGCUGAAGAAUAUAAACCGUCUACAGAGAGAGCAGGCACCACUGUUUGGCAAAGACAUAGACGUUGACAACCUCUCUCCUGGCAAGAAGAAGGUCCACUUUGCAGGCGACAGCAAGGAGAACCAGAGGUUCGACAGGUCCAAAGAGCUGAUCCUCAGGAGGCUGCAGGCGGCCAACCUUCGUGCUCAGACGCUGAGUGAAGUGGAGGCAGCCUGUCAGAUGAAGAGCAGACAGAUCCUGGGCAUCCGCUGACCUCAUGAAGGUCACUGCCUAUGGUGUGGAUGUCAAUAAAAUGAAUGUAUGUGAGAAUAGGUGUGUUUUGUUUCUAGAGGCAGCUAUUGAGAUUGUUUGGUUUUUGUGAGUCUAUAUAUAAUAUAUAAUAAUAUAUAUAUGGUUGGACUUAAAUAAAAUAAAAAACAACCUUUAGGAAAAACAUUGAAGUGCUACAUAAUGACAGAAUGUGAAUUAGAUUUUCUAGAGCUGUACAUUUCACCAGGGUUAAAUUGUUUUUAAUGUCACUGGAUAAUGUAUCAUUUAAAUGUCAUGUACCAGCAAGAUAGCUUUAGUUAUUUCUGUCCUAUGUGAACAUUUUUCAAAACCUGCAGAUUAAGGAUCUAAUCCAAUAAAGGCAGACAUCUUAAAAAAAAGCCCUGGUGAUGCCACGGUCUGGGUUUCCUCCACACACUGUCUCUCUUUUAUUGUGUCCAGUUCACUUGUAACAAAACUCUCCACAACAUUAGCUCUGUGUUCUCGCCUUAAGACCCAUCUCCUGGUCACACAUCAAAGCAGGUUCGCAAAUGUUUUUCU